AUGGAGUCCCGCGCCGUCGUCGUCCAAGGCACCACGGCGCCGCUGCUCCCGUACGCCUACGCGCCGCUGCCGUCCUCUGCCGACGACGCCCGUGAAAACCAGAGUAGCGGCGGCGGUGUGAGGUGGCGCGCGUGCGCGGCCUCGGCCCUGGUGGUGCUGCUGGUCGUCGUCGGCUUCUUCGCGGGUGGCAGGGUGGAUCUGGGUCAGGACGGCGAGGUGUCUGCGACUUCUUCGGUUCCUGGGAGCAGCAGGGGCAAGGAUUCCGGCGUGUCGGAGAAGGAGUCGCCCGCCGACGGCGGCUUCCCGUGGAGCAACGCCAUGCUGCAGUGGCAGCACACCGGGUUCCAUUUCCAGCCACUCAAGCACUACAUGAACGAUCCCAACGGUCCGGUCUACUAUGGCGGAUGGUACCACCUCUUCUACCAGCACAACCCCUAUGGCGACUCGUGGGGAAACGUAUCUUGGGGACAUGCCGUGUCCAAGGACCUGGUGAACUGGCGCCACCUCCCGGUCGCCUUGGUGCCCGACCAGUGGUACGACAUCAACGGCGUCCUGACGGGCUCUAUCACAGUGCUCCCAGACGGGCGUGUCAUCCUGCUAUACACGGGGAACACCGACACCUUUUCGCAGGUCCAGUGCCUUGCAGUGCCCGCCGACCCAUCUGACCCGCUCCUUCGUAGCUGGAUCAAGCACCCCGCCAACCCCAUCCUCUUCCCGCCACCUGGGAUCGGGCUCAAGGACUUUCGUGACCCGCUCACGGCCUGGUUCGAACAUUCCGACAACACGUGGCGCACCAUCAUCGGAUCCAAGGAUGAUGACGGCCACGCUGGCAUCGUCCUUAGCUACAAGACCACCGACUUUGUGAAUUAUGAGCUCAUGCCAGGGAACAUGCAUCGUGGCCCUGACGGCACCGGCAUGUACGAGUGCCUUGACAUCUACCCUGUGGGCGGCAACUCAUCCGAGAUGUUGGGUGGCGACUCCUCGCCGGAGGUGUUGUUCGUGCUCAAGGAGAGCGCCAACGACGAGUGGCACGACUACUACGCGCUUGGGUGGUUCGACGCCGCCGCCAACACGUGGACGCCACAGGACCCCGAGGCGGACCUUGGGAUCGGCCUCAGAUACGACUGGGGCAAGUACUACGCGUCCAAGUCCUUCUACGACCCGAUCAAGAACCGGCGCGUCGUUUGGGCGUUCGUCGGCGAGACCGACUCUGAGCAGGCCGACAAAGCCAAGGGAUGGGCGUCCCUCAUGUCGAUUCCGAGGACGGUGGAGCUUGACAAGAAGACCCGGACGAACCUCAUCCAAUGGCCAGUGGAGGAGAUCGAGACCCUUCGCAGGAACGCCACAGACCUCGGUGGCAUCACCGUUGAAGCCGGCUCUGUCAUUCACCUUCCCCUCCAACAAGGCGCGCAGCUUGACAUCGAGGCCUCCUUCCGCCUCAACUCUUCGGACAUGGAUGCACUCAACGAGGCCGACGUCGGCUUCAACUGCAGUAGCAGCGCUGGGGCAGCCGUGCGUGGCGCGCUCGGCCCCUUUGGCCUCCUCGUCUUCGCCGACGGUCGCCACGAACAGACGGCGGCGUACUUCUACGUGUCCAAGGGCCUCGACGGCAGCCUCCUGACGCACUACUGCCACGACGAGUCGCGGUCGACGCGAGCAAAGGACGUCGUGAGCCGGGUGGUUGGCGGCACUGUGCCAGUGCUUGACGGUGAAACCUUUUCAGUGAGGGUGCUAGUGGACCACUCCAUCGUGCAGAGCUUCGUGAUGGGUGGGAGGACCACAGUGACAUCGCGGGCAUACCCGACGGAGGCCAUCUACGCCGCGGCAGGGGUGUACCUGUUCAACAACGCAACGAGCGCCACCAUCACCACCGAGGGGCUCGUCGUGUACGAGAUGGCCUCGGCCGAGAGUCGGGCCUUCUUGGCUGACGACAUGUAGAUGAAAACUAGUGAAGAACAUGUCAAUGGCGAUCGUCAAGCUUGCUGGAUGGGGAUCGUCAGGUAAGGAGAGCAGGUCACAGAGAUCUUCAUUCGCAAGUUCGCGGGCAUGUUGUAGCUAGGGUGGUGCCAUUGCAUGUUGUGGAGGGGCUGACGGUUCUCUUUGGACUGGAUUGCGAUCUGGCCAAGACGGUAGAUCGAGGAAGCCCUCGUCGCCCAUGGCUGGGCAAAGCAGUCUGGACCAGAAGGUGUUGGUUCAUGUCGUUGCACCUGAUGACACGAUGGUGCCCAACGAGGCAUCCUGACUUCCACAUCGUCUCUGCGCAUGUCAUGCUCCUUACUAUCUACCUCUCCCCUUCUGUUAGUUUUGUUGGUCUCGUUCGCUGUCGUCCUACCUGAUGUAGCUCCAAUCUUUGUUGCCGGUGCUUUUUUGUCCCAGUUGUUCAUCCGUAUCUCGCCAAGGUACGGUUAGCUAUAUUGUUUCAAACA
Molecule: messenger RNA, 2426 nt
Organism: Lolium rigidum
Lineage: Eukaryota; Viridiplantae; Streptophyta; Magnoliopsida; Poales; Poaceae
Product: sucrose:sucrose 1-fructosyltransferase-like
Exons: 4
Coding region: 1-1938 (645 amino acids)
Biological process (GO): carbohydrate metabolic process
Molecular function (GO): beta-fructofuranosidase activity
Source: RefSeq, a predicted model, not a curated record